AUGGAUAGCAAUGGGUCUGUGGUGAUAUAUUUUGAACAUGGUGAAGAGCAACAUAUUUCUACACUAGUGAUGAAAGGAAGAUAUGAGGAGAUUACUUAUUCUGAGUUGGUUAAUAGAAUAGCCAAGAAAAUGAAGAUCAAUGUAGUUGUGACGAAGCUUCAAUUGAGUUACUUUCCGCUGGCAAUGAAUAAUAAGAGGCCUUGCUAUAUCUUGGAUGAUGAAGAUAUUUUAGGAUAUUUAAUGAAGGUAGAUAAGAAAAACCGACGUAGUGUCUUGCAUGUGGAGCUUAAGGAAAUCGUCUCAGAAAAUCAGAGUAACGAGAUGUUUUCUAUGAAUGAGGAAAAUCUGAAUGAUGCCAGAGCUAAUGAUGACAUGGCUGGAGUUGGUGAGUUGGAAAUUGUUCCACAUAUUCUCCCUCAUGUUCAGGAGGAUGAGUUAGAGCAUGAGAAAAUCAAUGAAGAGGGUGAUGAAAUGGAUGAUAGGGAGGAGUUGCCGGCAGUUACAGCAGUUGAACCUCCUGUUGUCAAUUCAGAGUGGGAUGAUGGCAUUGAUAUGAGUUUGCAUCAAGAAUUUGCGACUAGAGAAGAAGUGAGGGAUUUAGUGGACAAAGGUGUGCAUUCUAAUUGUUUUGAGGUUGAUAUAAUGAAGUCGAAUCCUCGGGUUUACAUAUUGAAAUGUCGUGGGGCUGGAUGCAGAUGGUAUUUACGAGCUGCAAAGCUGAAGAACUCUGCUUUUUUCUCUAUCAGAACUUAUAGAAAGAUGCAUACAUGCUCGCGUGGAGAUGCAAGUGUCAUGAAGAAGAAGAAAAGAGGUACACCAGGCUUGGUCGCAUCAGUGGUGCACAAUGAUUAUCCUGGCAAAUACAAGACUCCGGAUCCAAAGACUCUCAUAGAUUUGGUGAAGAACAGACUGGGUGUUGUGGUUUCAUAUUCUACGGCUUUGAGAGGUAAAAAUAAAGCUUUGAGUGAUUUGCGUGGUAACCCGGAGGAGAGUUUUGCUAGGCUGCCAUCUUACUUGUACAUGUUACAAAGGAUGAAUCCUGAUACCAUUACACGAUUAGAAGUGGAUGAGAAGAACCAGUUUAAGUAUAUGUUCUUUGCGCUCGGAGCUUGCAUCGAAGGGUUCAAAGCGAUGAGGCAAGUGAUAAUAAUGGAUGGAACUCACCUGAAGGGUGUGUACAAAGGAGUGCUUCUCAUUGCCACUGCUCAGGAUCCAGAUCAUCAUCAUUAUCCCCUCGCUUUUGCAGUAGUAGAUGGUGAGAAAAAUGCGAGCUGGGAGUGGUUUUUAACCAUAUUAAAAACUUUGAUACCAGAUGAUCCUCGGCUUGUGUUUUGUACUGAUAGAAACCAGAGCAUCAUCAAGAAAGUACACGAAGUGUACCCGUUGGCGAUCCAUGGAUAUUGCAAUUAUCACUUAUCUAAUAAUGUCAGCGGAGCAUGCAGCAAUGUUAACAAGAAAGGGGUUGCCAGUAAAUUUCGCCAAAUUGCUGGUAUAUACAACGAGGUGGAGUUCCGAAAAUGCUACAAUGAUUUCAGGAGAACGUAUCCUCAAGCGGCCGCAUAUCUUGAUGACAGUGUUCAUGAGACCAAAUGGGCAAGAUGUAAAUUUCCGGGAGAAAGGUACAACAUAGACACAACCAACACUGUUGAAUCUAUCAAUGGUGUUUUGAAGGAACCAAGGAAAUAUGCACUGUUGCCAAUGCUUGAUGUGAUCUUGGCAAAGAUGACAGAAUGGUUUAACAAAUACCGUAUAGAAUCUUUACGCGUACCAGAGAGGCAGAUACUAGUCCCGUAUGUGCAUGGGAUAUUGCAUCACAAUUAUCCUAAGGCAAAAAAGCUCACGGUGACCGAGCUAAAUACAUUUGAAGGUCACUACAAUGUGGUUGGCAAAGAUGGUCAUGGUUAUUUUGUUGAUUUGAGCAACGGAACAUGCUAUUGUAGGUAUUUUGAUAUUGAUCGGUAUCCUUGUGUGCAUGCACUUGCUGUCAUCAUGAAGCGUGGAGAAAUGGCUGAACAUUAUUGUUCUAGAUAUUACUGGAUGGAGCAGUGGACUUUGGCAUAUUGCAGGACAAUAUAUCCAGUGCCUCAUCAUUCAACAUGGGAAAGUUCUGAAAUUCCUGAGGAAAUCCGAUCUAAGGUUGUCUUCCCUCCGUAUGUGGAAAAAAAGAAAGGAAGACUACAAGUUACUAGAUUCCCAUCUGCAGGAGAAUAUCGUAGGAAGAGAAAGAAGAAGUAUCCACCAUUGAUUGGUGAAAACGAAGAAAGUGGCAGUGAUGACAGUGGCAGUGGCAGUGACAGUGGCAGUGGCAGCAGUGACAGCAGUGGCAACGAGGCAAAUGGGGACGAGGGAGGUGACAACGAAAAUGAUGAGUGA
This is a messenger RNA of Raphanus sativus (radish), 2373 nucleotides long. RefSeq lists its product as uncharacterized. The transcript has a single exon. The record is from RefSeq and is a predicted model, not a curated record. Gene Ontology annotation, molecular function: zinc ion binding. Lineage: Eukaryota; Viridiplantae; Streptophyta; Magnoliopsida; Brassicales; Brassicaceae. The coding region runs from base 1 to 2373 and encodes 790 amino acids.